AUGACAUCUGAGAUUAAUUUACUUAGGGCUGAGCUUAGGAAUAGAAUUGAGAAAUUGGAAAAAGCUAGAAUAGAUACUGCUAUUGAGAAUACUAAAUAUAGUGCUAAAAAUAUCAGACGUGAUGCUGAGAAUGCUGAGCUUAAGAUUAGGGUUGCAAAGUUAGAAGAAGAUUUUAGUAAUAAUACCUCGGCCUCGAACAGUAAUACUUCAGAAGACAUUCUCUUGAAUAAUACUUUGGAAGAAUCACCUUUAACAUCUGAAAUUCCUCCAAUUCCUCCUUGUUUUGAAGGUUUAGAAGAACAGUGGGCUGAUCUCAAUAAAAACGGAAGAGACUUUCGAAAAGAAAUCUGGUUCAGGACACAUAUUGAUUUAUCAAGAAAGGAAAAGAUCAUUCCCUUGGAACAUCUUGCCAACUUUUUUAGAAGAGCCUUACAAGAGGAAAGUUUGGAUGAUUCACACGAAAAUCUACAAGAAGAGGAUCUGGACAACGGAGAUUUUAACUACCAAGAGUCUGAAUUAUGUACUCUCACCGACGAAACAUCAUCUGACGAGGACCUCGUCGACGAUUAA
Molecule: messenger RNA, 570 nt
Organism: Funneliformis mosseae
Lineage: Eukaryota; Fungi; Glomeromycota; Glomeromycetes; Glomerales; Glomeraceae
Source: the annotation of a GenBank genome assembly